Messenger RNA from Procambarus clarkii (red swamp crayfish), 1424 nucleotides. It is a transcript of the gene mRpL3, whose product is annotated as mitochondrial ribosomal protein L3. The record is from RefSeq and is a predicted model, not a curated record. Gene Ontology annotation, cellular component: ribosome; mitochondrial large ribosomal subunit. NCBI's taxonomy places the organism in Eukaryota, Metazoa, Arthropoda, Malacostraca, Decapoda, Cambaridae. Gene Ontology annotation, molecular function: structural constituent of ribosome. Gene Ontology annotation, biological process: translation.
CCCACCCCCAGGUGAGGGAGCCGUCCAUGGCAGCCCUCCCUGGCCGCCUGUGUUGUUACCAGUGUGUGCCUCUACCCUCACCACUCAUUCUAAAUUUGUUCUCUUACAGAACACAGACCAGUUUUAUUUCCAUGCAGGCCAUCAGUUUAACACACUGGACCCUAGAGACUACAGUGAAUUGAUCCCCAGAGAGAGUAGUGCAGUAGACACAACACUGCAACAGACGUGGAGAUGGUCUCUCUCUGCAGCUCUAAGAUUAUAAUGUUGGGGAAGCACAUGAUCAACUUGUCCUCGAUACGCUUGACAGCUCCUGCGGUGUUGCCAUUGUGGACAACACAGGUGCGAUGUAUGUCAAGAGUAAAGCGGAGGCAUACUGUACCCCCAUUCUGGUUGCCUAAAGCUACAAGAGUGAUGUACCCUGAAGAGUUGACUUCAGAAAAUGAAGCAUUUGUGAGUGAAGUUAUUGCAGACCAGUAUUCUUCACCGUUGAAGACAGACCCAUGGGAAAGAGGAGUUUGGACUCCAAAAUCUCUUAGAUGUGGAGUCAUUGCACGAAAGCUUGGCAUAUACCCUUUGUGGACCAAAGAUGGAACAAGGCACUUAACAACAUUAUUACAGGUAUCGGACAAUCAUGUGAUUAAAUACAUACCACCUGAAAAGUUAAGUGAAUUUAGAGUUAGAAAACGGUAUAGAGAAGUUGGGGCUCUAAUUGUUGGGGCAGAUUCAGCUGAUCCCAGAACGGUUUCAAAGGAGUAUUUCAAUAUGUUUUCUGAUGCUGGGAUUCUGCCAAAGAAAAAAAUAAGUAAAUUUAUUAUCACACCUGAUGCCAAAUUAGCUCCGGGCACUCCUCUGUACGCAUCUCACUUCAAGCCAGGUCAUUAUGUUGAUGUUGCUGGUAUCACGAUUGAUAGAGGUUUUCAAGGUGUGAUGAAGAGAUGGGGUUUCCAUGGGAUGCCAGCUUCACAUGGAGUAACCAAGAGUCACAGACGAGGCGGAAAUAUUGGAAGUGGUGGUGAGAAGGCCAGAGUGCUCCCAGGCCAGAAGAUGCCAGGGCACAUGGGCAGAGAGAGGAGAAUUUUGAAAGCACUCAAGAUAUGGCGCAUCAAUACACACUACAAUGUUAUGUGGGUUCAAGGGCCUGCCGUCCCGGGUGCAACUGGUUCCUAUGUGUUCAUCUAUGAUACAAUUAUUCCUACUCGAAGACACACCACAGAAAAUCCUCCCCCAUUCCCAACUUUUUUUCAAGAUGAACAGGAAAUAGAAGAAGAAUUGUAUGAUGAAAUGUUACAUGUAUUUUCCCAGCCAUCAAUAUCAUUUGCUGAAAAAUGAGUUCAAAGAUUUCGGCAACAAAUGAGUUGGUAUUGCAUUACAUAGCAUGUUAAUUUUGUAAUAUAUGUCAAAGAUUAAACUACUGUAUGUACAUA